Drosophila teissieri is the source of this 735-nucleotide messenger RNA. RefSeq lists its product as uncharacterized. NCBI's taxonomy places the organism in Eukaryota, Metazoa, Arthropoda, Insecta, Diptera, Drosophilidae. The record is from RefSeq and is a predicted model, not a curated record.
AUGUAUGUAUCCCCGUGCAAAACAAAUCGAACUGAAAAUCGCUCUAAUUCGAAUAUUCGUAAUGUGAAAAAUCGAACUGAUAUAAAUGAAACUAUAAUAUUGCUGCCCACCAAUCGACCGACAACCAGGAUUCAAACGGCCGCCGACAUGCGCUAUCUGCACGACCUGAAUGUCCAGAUAUCCCAGAACCGUCGAUCCGUCUCCGUUUCCAAGCAACUGGACAGGGAUCUGUGCAACCAGCACUUCGACACCUUCGAAACGUUCUGGGGAAGACCAGGACAUGGAGCCCGUGGCGACAAGAUCAACAAACUGAAACUGGACAAUCUGCUCUACGGCGCCAGCGAAUCGGCGUAAGGUCACGGAUACCUGAUACCUGGAUCACCUGUUGACUGGCUCGUAGUUUGUGUGCUUAAGUCAUCUGCUCAGAAAUCGAUCGAUGCCAAGCCCCAAAAGAUCCCAAUUAUAUUAUAUUACUGGAGAGGAACUUCUUUAGUACUCAUAAAACUAUUUUUCGUUCUUCCUUAAGCUACUUAAAGUUCGCUAUUCCAGUAAUAUUAACACCAGCCUAGAAACCAUUUGUACUGUCUCUGUGAAAACUUUGCCAACUUGCUUCUAGUAAGUUGACCAAAGUUUUGAAAAGGUCGUGGUUUUCAAAAUUAAGGGAAAAUUAGGAAAUAAAGUCAGGGCGGUGCAUUAAAAAAUGUCUUUGGUAGGAAAAUGUAGUUAGUUUAAUAA